CACCACUCAGGUCGUACUUAGGGAUAAACUGUUUGGGUUCUCACCUCGGGUAUAAAGUGAGGGGACGGGAGGUGUGUGACAGAACACUGCUUCACUCGAUACAGGGUACAUGUGACUGUUGUGAUCUGAGCUGAGAUUCAACCAGCACGACUGAUAUACCGGGAUAUAUAGAACCUGUGGACGUAUAUUUGGACAAUACCCAGUUGGACAUUUUGAUUUGUGCAUUUGGACUAGCAUUGGAAUCACUCUUGUAUUCACGCCACUGUCGGCAUCAACACUGACAACUACAGCGACAGUGACAUCAUGUCGGUGGAUUCACGAGCCACCCUUCCGCGUACUCUUGCCGACCUGGUCCCGACAUCCAUGGCGGCCAUGAUGCCACACCUUCCUUACUACUACACCGCAGAGCAACUCAAGUCUUGUCACAACUCCAUGCUAGCAGCAUCAGCAGCGGGGGCAAGCCAUCCUUCAAUCUUCACCAUCGACAGUAUUCUUGCCCCCCGUCCCAUCCUCGCCCACCGACCAACGCCCUACUUUGCCUACCCCGGGAUGCCACCAACCCACCAUGACUUCUUCGCCGCCUACCCCCCUUUUCCUGGUUUUAUGAAUCCGGCUGAUUUGGCACGUGCAGCCGGACAGAAAAGGAAACGACGUCACAGAACGAUCUUUACCGAAGAACAAUUGGAACAGCUUGAGGCGACCUUCCAGAAAACACAUUACCCGGAUGUUCUGCUCAGGGAGGAGCUCGCCAUUAAAGUUGAUCUGAAGGAAGAGAGAGUGGAGGUUUGGUUCAAGAACAGGAGAGCAAAAUGGAGGAAGCAGAAACGCGAAGAGGAAGCAGUUAAGCGAGGAAGUGAAACUCCCGCAAGACCUACAACAGAGACAGACGAAGACGAUAAAGAGGCAGAAGCCUCGAUCUGUGUUGAUGAUGACAGUGUAGACAUGCGCAGAAGAGACAGUGAAAGUAGCGACUCAUCUAAGGUGGAUUUGGAGGACAGUGAGGAUGAUGUUGUCAGCAAUGGCGCCGACGACAGCUCUCAUAGUUGUGUCUCCCUCACAGGAGCCACAGACAGUCAGUCAGACCACAGGGGAGAAGUCGAACAUUUAGACGUCUCCAGUUAGGUUUCCUGUCAGGUGGACCCCGAAACAUAUAUUCUAGUCUUGCCACAAACUCUCCUUCUCAAGUACCACAUACGAGAAAAUGCGAGAGUCAGAAACAAAAUGGACGUUGUGACGCCACCCUGGUAUCAUAGUGCAUGCCACCCCUGUGCGUGGCAAGGGGCAAGGGUAGACAAUCCACGAUGACAUCCGGCGUCGCUGGUGGUAUGUUUGCCGGAUGGGCACAGGCCAAUCAAACUGCUUCUAACAGACGGAAAAGACAAGUACGGAAUAUAAACAGCCUUGGAAGAACUCUGUAAUGAUCUUCUUGAGUGAGGCUCGGAGAAGCAGUUGGUGGUCCUGUUUAGGCCCCAUGUCCCCGAUGUCAUGCCCCUUCUGCCACGGUGAGGUGGCAGUUCCCGUUGUUGUCGUCGUGAGGUAGCUCCGGCCUUGUUUAGUGAUAUUUAUGUUAUGUGUUGUACAUACAUUGAUUGUAAAUUUAUUUCAUAAAAUGUCUGA
Haliotis rufescens (red abalone) is the source of this 1617-nucleotide messenger RNA. RefSeq names its product homeobox protein goosecoid-like. The record is from RefSeq and is a predicted model, not a curated record. NCBI's taxonomy places the organism in Eukaryota, Metazoa, Mollusca, Gastropoda, Lepetellida, Haliotidae. Gene Ontology annotation, biological process: regulation of transcription by RNA polymerase II. The transcript has 3 exons. Gene Ontology annotation, molecular function: RNA polymerase II transcription regulatory region sequence-specific DNA binding; DNA-binding transcription factor activity, RNA polymerase II-specific. The coding region runs from base 304 to 1122 and encodes 272 amino acids.